AGGCCGGCAAGGAUCCAGCAAGAUUGAAAAACACGGGGAUAACAUCAGAAACAAGGAGUGACAGGAAACAGAGAGGGAAAGGGGUGGCGGAGGGGGGCCUGCGCAGCCCAAAACAUCAGGGGAAAAAGUUUUAGGGUUCGGGCAGGUACGAGAAAGAAGUCCAGAAGGAGUGGCCAAGGUUGGACGCAGGUGAGAAGGACAGGUUUCUGUUUGGGAGCAUCAAUCUGAACCCACUGGUCUGCUUCCAUCAGGCUCUGGGGAGCACUCUGCCCCCUUGUUCUGGCUCUACAAUGGUCUACAGAAGUGGACCAAGAUGGACCACCCUGCAAAGACUGGAAAAGGACCUCCCGAUUAGUUUUGAACAGGACAGCAACGAAAUGAGCUCCCACAGAUCCAAGAGGACCCUCUGCAAUGGAUACAGCCACCAUUCCAGCUUAUCCCUUGCCACUCUGGAGUGCCACGCGCAGCUAGUUACGGCUGGCCAAAGCUGUCAGACUGGGUCCAGCACUAUGAGGUGGGGCAAGUGUCAGAAGGCGCAACACAACAGCGCCUCUGUGAGGGACUGCUUGAGAGAAUGCGGCUUUGUGGCCAACCUCCGCCAGACCCAGACACCCCUCCCUUCUAGGAAAUGUGCUCUGGAGUUGCCGACACAGUUCAUAGGUCAAAGAAACUGUGGAGCGCCUGUUUGUGUGGUGGACCAACAAUCCGGCUCUGUUAGAGAGUUGCAGCCUUCUGGGCAGACUGAGGCAAACCAGCACACCUUUGACAAACGCUGCAGACUGAAAUCAAACUGUGGCAGCAAUCUAGAACCCUCCUGUGUGGACAGCGCUAAAAAGAAGUCAAUGGGACACGUAGCGGAAGAUGGUGAAGGGCCCAGGUCCAUGCAAGUUAUCUUCUCUACAGAAGUUCCGCAAGACGCCGCCCUUGAACGCCUUAAAGGCAGUUCUGAUUCGGCGAAAGGGGGCGACUCGAAGAACCGGUCCAACACCAUGGGAGAGGGCCUGAGUGGAGAAACAUACAUUUUUAGUUCGAAGAAAACACAGAGGGUUCUGCAGGACCAGAUUCGCAGAGUGGUUGUAAACCUGGAGGAUGUUCUGCAAGGCUUGAAGGAAGUCCAUCUGGAGAUGAAGGAGGUGGUCCAACAGAUUGACCUGCUGACCUCCAACAUUGACCUGGGAGAGGAGGAUGCCAAAGACACUUGUGGAGGCUCUACCAGGAGAGGACCUGCAUCAGAAGAGGCGUCAAAGAAGAUCCGCUCCGUCGGGGACAACUCUGGACGCCCCGACAGUCCACCUCGUAAUCCGUCGACAGUGCCAAGGGCCUACAAAAGGUUCCAGGCAGUUGAAAAAGACCAGCAUGAGCGUAAAACCGCCCCUCGUUUGCCCCCACCUGCGUACCCAACUGGCACAAACAGUUCAGCGCCAAAAUCAAUUCUCGGAGUGCCAGAAAGUACAGGAGCCAAAUCAGAGGCCGCUAAAGGGCCUAGGAGCCAGAAGAAGCCCCCUCCUUAUCCCUUCAGCAGCAGAGCUGGGAGGGCAGCUAAAGGGAAAGAUGCAGGCCUGAAAACUCCCCCUUACUCGGGCAGGCGAAAACUGCUUUCCACCACUGUGUAAGGGGGGCCGCUGCUUCAGGGCAGCCAGCUAGCAGAAGAUUACUCACCAGCUUUGGAAGAAGCCGGUAUCCAAGGUGA
This is a messenger RNA of Colossoma macropomum (tambaqui), 1690 nucleotides long. RefSeq lists its product as uncharacterized. The transcript has 2 exons. The coding region runs from base 291 to 1613 and encodes 440 amino acids. Gene Ontology annotation, biological process: positive regulation of cell size; positive regulation of translation. NCBI's taxonomy places the organism in Eukaryota, Metazoa, Chordata, Actinopteri, Characiformes, Serrasalmidae. The record is from RefSeq and is a predicted model, not a curated record.